Molecule: messenger RNA, 681 nt
Organism: Medicago truncatula (barrel medic)
Lineage: Eukaryota; Viridiplantae; Streptophyta; Magnoliopsida; Fabales; Fabaceae
Product: chalcone--flavonone isomerase 2
Exons: 3
Coding region: 1-681 (226 amino acids)
Biological process (GO): flavonoid biosynthetic process
Molecular function (GO): chalcone isomerase activity
Source: RefSeq, a predicted model, not a curated record
AUGGCUACACCGUCUGUGACCUCAUUGGCGAUCGAGAGCAUAGUAUUCCCUCCGACCAUGAAGGCACCGGGAUCCACCAACAACUUCUUCCUUGGCGGCGCAGGGGUGAGAGGUAUCCAAAUCCAAGACAAAUUCGUCAAAUUCACCGCCAUUGGUGUUUAUUUGCAAGACAUCGCUAUUCCAUAUCUUGCGGCGAAAUGGAAGGGUAAACCUCCUCACAAGUUAACAGAAUCCGUUCCCUUCUUCAUGGACAUUGUUACAGGUCCAUUUGAGAAAUUUAUGCGGGUGACAAUGAUCAGACCAUUGACAGGGCAAGAAUACUCAAACAAAGUGUCUGAAAAUUGUGUAGCCAUUUGGAAGUCUCUUGGGAUUUAUACUAAUGAAGAAGCCAAAGCAAUAAAAAAGUUUGUUUCUGUUUUCAAAGAUGAAACAUUUCCACCAGGCUCCUCUAUCCUUUUCACAGUAUCACCCAAAGGAUUAGGAUCAUUAACGAUAAGUUUCUCAAAAGAUGGAUCUAUUCCAGAGGUUGAGACAGCAGUUAUAGAGAAUAAACUACUUUCACAAGCUGUGCUUGAGUCAAUGAUAGGUGCGCAUGGCGUCUCCCCUGCAGCAAAACAGAGUUUGGCCUCCAGAUUAUCCAAGUUAUUCAAAGAGGAAGAUGAAGAUUCUGUUCUGCAAUAA